CAUUUGUCUAAUUAGACAACAACAAACGUAGUAAACAAGAGCAGAUGAAUGGGGACGUCAGCAAGGCGGUAAUAAAUCUGUUUGGCGUUGCACUAUUGCUGUUUUGAAAAGAAAAGUAUUACUGCUAUCUAAUGAUUGUACUGUAUUCGUAAAGCUUUGAUAACGCAUUUAAAGAGCUACACAAAGAAGUUGGCUAAACAUUGGUAAAUAUUAGCGGUUGUGUGAAGAAGCUCAAUAACAAAGUAAACGAACAUAUGGAAACCGACUACCACUACGGUGACUAAUGUCAAUACCUGAAUUUCUCACCUAAUAAAAUCACCGACACAUUUGCGUAUAAAAACCGAGUACUUUAUUGAAAACAAUUUUCGAGCGCAAAUACUCCAUUGGGGAAUCCGUAAUGACCCAACCGCGUUAUGAGCUUUUAAGCAGCGGUGGUAAAGAUGAUGGCAACCAAAGUGGUGUGUUACGACGUACUACUUUUGGUUCACAAUAUGAUGAAGGGGACGAUGAGAAUGAGGAGAUUGAGUUGGGUACAGAACAUCGCAUAAGAUAUGAAAGUGACGACGAAGAGGAAGAUUGUUAUAUAAAUGGGCACUUAACGGGUAAACCCGUAAGCCGGGAUAAUGUGCACAAUGAAUCUGGUGGUGUAGCUGGUUCACCGACUACUGCUCUCCGACCGGGUUCUCGGCUUUUGCAAAUGGCUGUUGGAACAGUAAUGAUUAUUCUUCUUUAUUUAGUACUUUCCAUAGGUUUAACUUUCUACCAACAAAAGUUAAUUAAGAAACUAAAAUUUCCCAUGACCAUCGUAGCUUACCAUUUAGUAUUGAAAUUUAUACUUUCCGCUAUUGUACGAGCAAUUUAUAAAUUAUGCGUUGGAAAGACGAGAGUAAAAUUAGAUUUUCAUACGGCAUGUCAGAAAAUGGCGCCGGCAGGUAUUGCUAGUGGCAUCGACAUAGGAUUUUCAAAUUGGGGCCUAGGACUGGUAUCCAUCUCUUUGUAUACAAUGACUAAAUCGUCCACUAUUGUUUUUAUACUCAUAUUUGCAAUAAUGCUUGGACUAGAAAAAAAGAGCUGCUUCCUUAUAUUUAUUGUUGGCCUUAUUGCUAUGGGACUUUUCAUGUUCACAUACGAAUCCGCUGAAUUCAAUACACGGGGUUUUAUAUUUCUGCUAUUGGCCUCCUUGAGCAGUGGAAUUCGAUGGAGCUUUGCGCAAUUUGUCAUGCAGAAGUCAAAAUUAGGUUUGCACAACCCAAUCGAUAUGAUUUACUAUAUGCAGCCAUGGAUGAUCGCCUCAGUCUUACCAUUCUUAAUAACAUUUGAAGCUAACGAGCUCUUUGCCAUUGAUCUAUCACAAAAAUCCAAUGACGAGAUUAUAUGGAACGUGUGUUAUAUCACAUUUGGUGCGGUGUUAGCCUUUCUAAUGGAGUGUAGCGAAUAUUUAGUGCUAUCGAAAACUUCUGGUUUAACGCUUUCAAUCGCUGGAAUUUUCAAGGAUAUUUGCCAACUUGCCUUAGGGGUGGAGUUAAAUGGUGACCAAUUAAGCUUGAUAAACGUUCUUGGCUUAGUGGUUUGUUUAGCUGGUAUUUGCAUGCAUUUGUUGCACAAAUAUUUAAAUCUUACAAAAAUGGAAUCCAUUGACAUGGGAGAUGAGGAAGGUGAAUUCAAUGAAACCACCAUGAGUUCGCCUACGAAUAGUAAUAACCAUCAGACUAGCGGUAUUGCCGGUGCUGGUGGCAACGUUUUAUCUGCCGUAUUGCAAAAGAAACAUUCCUCUCAAACAGUACCAUUGCUGGAACAAAGUGACUCCGAUGACUCUAAUAAUGACAAUGAGCAAAGCGCUUCGGAUGUUAUAUUCGAUGUAUUGAAACGGAGAGAUAUGCAACGAUAAGAAAUCACUUCAAAUAUUUUUUUUUAAUUAAGUAGUAUUAGUACAAAUUUGUAAACUGGCUGAUAGGCUAGACAUUGUAAAUGUUGUAUAAAUAACUCCUCGACUAUCUUACGAGUAAAUAUUCUACUCUUCAAACUGUGAAAAUAAAUUUUAACAAAUAAGAGAAA
Zeugodacus cucurbitae (melon fly) is the source of this 2055-nucleotide messenger RNA. RefSeq names its product solute carrier family 35 member C2. The record is from RefSeq and is a predicted model, not a curated record. The coding region runs from base 398 to 1888 and encodes 496 amino acids. Gene Ontology annotation, molecular function: antiporter activity. NCBI's taxonomy places the organism in Eukaryota, Metazoa, Arthropoda, Insecta, Diptera, Tephritidae. Gene Ontology annotation, cellular component: endoplasmic reticulum-Golgi intermediate compartment; cis-Golgi network; Golgi apparatus. Gene Ontology annotation, biological process: UDP-glucose transmembrane transport. The transcript is spliced from 5 exons.